Messenger RNA from Clarias gariepinus (North African catfish), 2339 nucleotides. RefSeq names its product apelin receptor b (gene aplnrb). The record is from RefSeq and is a predicted model, not a curated record. Gene Ontology annotation, cellular component: membrane. The transcript has a single exon. Bases 100 to 1167 code for a protein of 355 amino acids. Lineage: Eukaryota; Metazoa; Chordata; Actinopteri; Siluriformes; Clariidae. Gene Ontology annotation, molecular function: G protein-coupled receptor activity. Gene Ontology annotation, biological process: G protein-coupled receptor signaling pathway; immune response.
CUGACUUGAAAAAGGGAGCUCUUGUAAUUUGUGAGCUUCACACUUCAGAACUGAACUUCUGAAUCUUUCUCAAACAUCUUUGAGACACUUGAAGGCAUCAUGGAUAACGGUACAGACGACUACAUCGAUUACUAUGAUAUGGAAAACCUAAACAACUCAUGCGAGUAUGAAGAACUGCCAGUCUCGUACUCUCUCAUCCCUGUCCUCUACAUGCUCAUCUUCAUCCUGGGCCUUUCAGGUAACGGCGUGGUCAUCUUCAUCGUCUGGAAGGCAGAGAGCAAGCGCAGAGCGGCAGACGUCUACAUUGGGAACCUGGCCAUGGCAGACCUGACGUUCGUGGUGACCCUGCCACUGUGGGCCGUGUACACAGCGUUGGGGUAUCACUGGCCGUUCGGUGUGGCCCUGUGCAAGAUCAGCAGCUAUGUAGUGAUGCUCAAUAUGUUCGCCAGUGUCUUUUGCCUCACCUGCCUGAGCUUGGACCGAUACCUGGCCAUUGUGCGCUCUCUGAGCAGCUCGCAGCUCCGAACCCGUGGACGGAUGAGGUUUUCGCUCGCCGCCAUUUGGGUUUUCUCAGGCUUAUUGGCGUCACCCACACUGCUGUUCCGCACCACCCUGCAUGAUAAGGAGAGCAACCAUACUUCCUGCGCCAUGGAUUUCAGCCUUGUGUCAAGCAACGAGACUGAGAGGUUUUGGAUCGCCGGAUUGGGCAUCUCGUCCACUGCCUUUGGGUUCCUGAUCCCAUUGCUGGCCAUGAUGGUGUGCUACGGCUUCAUCGGCUGCACCGUGACACGCCACUUCAACAAGAACCUCCGCAAAGAGGACCAGCGCAAGCGGCGCCUCCUGAAGAUCAUCACAACGUUGGUGGUGGUGUUCGCUGCCUGCUGGAUGCCUUUCCACCUUCUGAAGAGCAUGGAUGCCCUGUCCUACCUCGGGAUCGUGCCUGAUUCCUGCUCCAUGCUCAACUUCCUGCUGUAUGCUCAUCCUUAUGCCACCUGCCUCGCUUAUCUUAACAGCUGCCUUAACCCGUUUCUCUAUGCUUUCUUCGACCUGCGCUUCAGAUCCCAGUUUUUGUGCCUCCUGAACCUGAAAAAGGCGCUCCAACCAAGCCCGGCAAGUUCUCUCUCUUCACAAAAGACUGAAGCACAAUCUCUAGCCACUAAGGUGUGAAGUACAGAGAUGUUUUUUUUUUUUUUUUUACAAAAGGAAGUCAUCUCGUUUAAACCUUCGCAACUUGAUGGUAAACCUACUGAUCUUGGACAAGCAACCAUAGACUCUCGCUUGUGUAUCGCACCAAAUGGUCUUAAGAGACUGUUCUUUUUUAUUGACUUGCUCCUUUUUUGAUGAGCACAUUGGUGCAGAUCUGAACACCCUGAGGUUUUCUGGUACUUAGUGCCAGGCUCUUUGGCAUCGCUUCCAGAGAUCAGAGCCCACAGACAGCUGCGUUCCAGACACUAGCGUUGGACGUCUCAUAGACCUCAUGUGGACCCCUUAGGGGACUCAGAGCUGAUGGAGGCAGUCUAGUGGGUGGUCUGCACUACUUACAAGAGACGUUUGCUCUCAACUUUGGCAAAUUAAGUCCUCCAUAAUUUUUAAGCACUUGGUCAUACAUUGAUAAGGGGGUGUCCCAGUGUCUCCUACUAAGCAGUUACCUGUUGUCUUCAUCACUGGGGAUCAGACUGUUGGGGAGGGGGCGGGGGGUCUUAUGGGGGUGUUAGCUGAGGAGAAGUGUUGCAGCUUGAUUAAAGCGUGGUGUGUGUGUGUGUGUGUGUGUUUGGGGGGGGGGGGGCUCAGAAUGCCAGAUGGCAACUGACAAAUGCUGUUGGAGGGGCCGAGUUAAUAAGUGGCAGCUUUUACAAAUGACAGACUGCUGCUGCUGCUGUGUCUGUGUGUAUGUGUGUGUGUCUAGACAUAUAUGGAAUGUAAUAGGUAGCUAACCUUCAUGAAUUUAUCAUUUUCUCAUGAUCAACUGCUGUAUGACACUGCUAUAAAAUGAUCUGUAAAUAAAAAAAUGUUUAUUCCACUCAAAACUCCUUAGUGUGUAUAGUGUUGUGAUGUGUUUGAUGCUAUAAAACACUGCUGGAAUGUCUUUAGCAUUGGGGAAUGUACGUAGUUUUCCGGUUUCACCCCGAGCAGUUAGCUCGGCCAUUGUCCAAAAUCAAAACAAGAGUCUUUGCAGGAAAUGCACGUUACACACCGGUUUCCCUUCGGCUCCUCGACCGGCCCGAAACUGUCUGUGUGGCUUUACAAACUCCUGCCAUUUCUUUUAAUGAAUUGAGGUGGACAUGUUUAAUAGAGAAUAUGAUUUUGCAAAAACAAAACAAAAGAGGGUCAUACUGCAU